AUGUUUAGUUUAGUUAAAAGAAUAAAAGAAUUUCCAUUAAUUAGUGGUAAUUCAAUUUAUAUAAAAAAUAAUAUAAAUGUAAUACAAUCAAUAAUACAACCAAAACAACAACAACAACAACAGAUUUAUUAUGCAACAACAACAACAACAACAACAACAACACCAAAAUUUAAAAGAGGAACAUUUGCAGGAAAAUUAAAAGAAAAACAUGAAAAAAGAAAAGCAGCAACUUUAAAACCAUCAUAUAUUAAAUAUACAUCAGAAGAUAUUAUAAAAAAAAAGAAAAAUGAUCCAAAUUAUCAAAAAAAAUCAUUUCAAGAUUAUUUAGAAGAGAAUCCAUUUUUCGUUGAAGAUUUAAAAAGAGUUAGAAGUCCAGAAUCACUUGUUAAAGGACCAUUACCAAUUGAAAAACCAAAAAAAUCAAUAGAUGUAAAAGGUGAACCAAUUUUCACUGAUGAAUUAUCUUCGGAAAAUGAUAGAUAUUUUGAAAAAAAGGUUCAAAAUUUAAUGGCUUUACAAGGUAAAGAGAAUAUAUCAGAAGUGAAAAUACCUUUAGAAUUGGUUGAACAAACAUUGGGUAUACAAAGAGAAUUAACAAAAAAAGAUAUUCUAUUUGCAAAUGUUUUCUUUAGUAAAGAAGCAUCAUUAGAUACAAUGGCAAUUAAAUCUGUUGAUUUUCCAAAGAAACAUUUUCCCCAAGUUGCAUUUUUGGGUAAAUCAAAUGUUGGUAAAUCAACCCUUUUAAAUUCAGUACUUCGUCGUGAUCUUGCCUAUGUUUCAAAGAGUGCAGGUUGUACAAAAACUAUAAAUUUCUAUCAAAUUUGGGAAAAACUUUAUCUUGUCGAUUUACCAGGUUAUGGUUUUGCAAAAGUUUCAAAAAAGAAAUCAACUGUUUGGGGUAAUGCAAUUUCUGAAUUUUUAUUAACCUCACCAAAUUUAUUUAAAGUAUUUUUAUUAAUUGAUUCAAGAAAUAAAAUUCAUAAAAAUGAUAUAGAAGCAAUGAGUUUAUUAGAUCAACAUAAAGUUUCAUUCCAAAUUGUAUUAACAAAAAUUGAUAAAACUACACCAUCAAUGCUUAGAAGUUUAUAUGGUUCAUUAAAGGAAGAAAUUCAAAAAACAACAUGUUGUUUACCAACAAUUAUUCAAACUAGUUCAGUUGAUAGUAAAGGUAUAGAUGAUAUAAGAACUACCAUUCUAAAUGUUACAAAUAUGGAUAGAGACUCUUUUAAACAUCAAGAAGGUAUAAAGAUGCCAUCACUCAAUAUUAUGAAAGAAAAUAAAAAAGAAAGAAAAAAAUAA
Dictyostelium discoideum AX4 is the source of this 1299-nucleotide messenger RNA. RefSeq lists its product as hypothetical. The transcript has 2 exons. Bases 1 to 1299 code for a protein of 432 amino acids. Gene Ontology annotation, molecular function: metal ion binding; GTPase activity; GTP binding. NCBI's taxonomy places the organism in Eukaryota, Evosea, Eumycetozoa, Dictyosteliales, Dictyosteliaceae. The record is from RefSeq and is a predicted model, not a curated record.